AUGGAUCUCCUUGGUCGGUUCGGAGCUUCGGAUUCCUCCAUGACUCGUCUCCUUCUUCAAUCAUUGCUGCGCGGGGCUUUCGAACGCGACCUGGACCUGGAGACCCGGAGCCUUGCUGAUGGUUUGACGGUGAAAACCAGCCGCAAAGUGCUGGCUGGAGAGGAGUUGACCAUCAGCUACAUCAGCAAGCCCUGGUGCGACCUGGCCCGCCCGGCACGGCGCAAGUACUUGAAACAGAACUUCAACUUCGUUUGUUUGUGCAAGGCCUGUGUGGCUCCGCGUGAUGUCACGCCGCGGGAUAAGCGGACCUGCGGCUGCGCACCAGACAAGGCCAAAAAGGGUCGUACAGCUUUGCACUUGGCAGCGGCUGCGGGGCUCCCUGAGCCGUGCAUCCAACUCCUGGAGUGCCCCUUCUUCAACCAGCACAACGAUGUGGACCUCGAAGGCCGCAGCGCCCUACACCUGGCCGCCGAAGCCGGGCAAAUGCCGGAACUUGAGGACAUCGCGACGCCUGAGGCUAGAGCUUCGACGGCGGUGAGUCCCUUUGCAGGGGCAACUGGACCAGGCGAUGGAGAAGGAGGCGAGGGGAGAGACCGUGAUGGGGUCCGUGAUAGAGAACCACCUCCUUCUUACGAUGGUUUGGAUCCAGAAGGAACGUUUAAGACGUUCGAGAAAAGUGUGCGGCUGUGGGAGUUUGAGACAGACAUCCCACGAAGAAAGCAAGGUGCAAAACUCCUUAGAGGUCUUACAGGCAUGGCACAGUUGGCAGUGGAAAACAUGGAGUUUGAAGAGAUAGCCACAGAAGACGGAGUGAGAAACGUCAUGCGUAGACUGAAGGAGUUUUUCCUCCCACACUUGGAGGUCAGUUUGCCAAGGGCUUUUGAGAAUGCAGUAUAUGGAAAACCAAGACAGGCCUCUGAAGGAUAUGCAGAAUACAUAGCAAGAAUGGAAAGGGCUUUUCAUAGGCUAGAGAAAGAAGGAGUCACGAUGCCAGAUGGAGCCACAGGGUACAUACUGUACCGUCAUGCGAGUUUGACAGAGGCUCAAGACCAAAGGUUGCUGACAUGGUGUGAUGGAAAGUAUGACAAGAGCUCCAUAGUCAAAGCUCUCCGGAAGCUGGACAAGGUGGUGCGAGAGAAGUCGGGCAAGUCGUCCUACUUCAAUGACGAGGGCGAGGGCCUUGACGAGGAGGCCUACAUGAUGGAAGAUGAAGACGAAGACAAUUACGUCUACGUCGCCGAUGGCGAUUUGGAUCGGGUGUUCACCGAGGAGGAGAUGAUGGCUGCAUUGGCUAGCUACAAGGAGGUGAGAGACUCCCUGAGAGAGCAAAGGAACAACAGAGGAUACUAUCCUCGAGGCAAAGGCUUUGGGGGCAAGAACAUGACAAAGGGCAAGGGCAAGCACCGAGUGCACAUCGAGCAGCUCAAGCUGAGGACAAAGUGCUGGCGUUGUGGGGCACUGGGGCACAUUAGCCGUGAGUGCAGUGCGCCGGCUCCGGAGCGCGGCAAGGGCUCGAUGGGAAGUUCCUCCAAUGCUCCUUCAUCGAACCCGUCUCAGAAGUCUGGUUUCUUUGUCAUAGGAGAGUCAGAGGGUGGCCAAAGCAGCUCAGUUUUUCCAGUUUGCCAAGAUGUGCAACAUGAUGCUUCGCACUGGUGGUUGAGACAGUUUGUAGAAGAACGCAGGCGAAAGAACGCCAGCGGACCUCAGAGCUUUGCGCAGUCCGAGAGAGCAUACAAGAGUGCAAUGUCCGAAGGGUUUUGCGGCAUCAUGACACAAUCAGCACAUGGAAUAGUAGAUACUGCAGCAGAAGGAGGCUUAGUAGGUUCAAAGGCAUUGGAGCGUUUGACUGGAGAGUUGCAGAAACAUGGACUUACAUGCAAGUGGACACCAAAGAGAUCAUCAGCAAAAGGCGUAGGAGGACAAGCAAAGGUGAUUGGAGUGGUGCUGAUACCUCUAGGAGUUGGUGGUUUGAACGGAGUUUUAGAAGCAACCGUGGUUGAGGGUGACGUGCCGCUGUUGUUGCCGGUGAAAAUGAUGAAACAACUCAAAGCGAUCAUUGAUUUUUCCAAAGGCAUCUUCACCAUCACCUCUGAGUCCAUCGAAGUUCCCAUGUUUGAGCUUCCGUCAGGGCAUGUCACGAUCGAUAUUCUGAAUUUUGCAGACACAGGUUUUGAGGUUUCAGAUCCAGAUGCUCCAUGCUCCACAUCCGAUUUCCAACUACAUGUUUCUGCCCGAGCCAUGCUGGCUCAGCUCGGGAUCAAAAAGGGUGCAGCCCCAUCAUUGAGUUUUCCGCAAAACUCUCCGCUCUCUUUGCUCGGCGAACAGGGCGAGCUUAGUGCAGUGGCACUACGUGGAUGGCGAGUGGUGAUGGACAAGAUCGUCACCAUCAUGCAAUUCGUGGAUCAGCAAUUGGCCGUGCAGGAGUGGUUCCCAGGCUCCUCUGGACUUUUGGUGCGGCCUACGCCGCUGUCCAAGGAGCAAGAGACGGUCGAGGAUGUGUACGCCCAGCUGAUCGUUGGGGCGGAGGUGUUGCCUCCGUUGAAGAGCCAAGAGAAGCCAUCUACAGCAGCCAGCUCUUGCAUUCACCCGAAGAGUGCUCUGAAAGGAGGUGGAAACAAGAGCGCAUCGUACAUCUUUUGCAAGAUGUGCAUGAGCCGUUGGUCCAGUCCAAUGACGGCGGCAGAGAUACAUGCAGGCUUGAAAGAGCAGAAGAAGCAGGGCCCCUUGAGUCAAAAGAAGGAGGUUCAGAAGAAGGUGCGUGCAGUAGAGGAUGCAGAGAUGUUGGAGCCGCCCUAUGGAGAGGAGGUGAUUGCCAGUCAAGUGACGGCGCAAGCUCAAGACCAAUUGGAGAAGAUGCAGCACCAGAUGCAGAUCGAGACAGAGAAGAUGCGGGUGGCGCAAGCAGAGAUGUGGCAGGAGCUUCAGUCCCAAAGACAGGAGUCCAAGGAGAAAGAGGUAGUGCAUCAAAGGGCACUACUCGCCAUGCAUCAGGAGAAGGAGGAUUUGGAGAAGCAACUUCGUCAAAUGAAAGCAGCAGCAGCAGCUCCGCAGGAAGUUCUGGAAGUGCACUCAGAGAGAAUGCCAGUACUUCGAGUGGGUGCCGAGAACUCCGAGCCCACCACCGAGCCAGAUGAGUGGGUUCUCUCUGGUCACAUCCCAGAAGACCGGAGAACAGAUGAGCGUGGCAUCUUCCAGGAGGAGGAGCAAGAGUCCCAGAACAGCACAUCGCACUCAUGCAGCAGGACAAGUGGCGGAGACGAUCUCCGAUUGAGUCAGGAGACCUGGCUCUAUGCGACUGCAGUCAAGGGACAGAGGACCUUGAACAGGGUGCUUCGAGGCCAUGAUCCGCAUUUUGCGGCCAGUAGUUUUCAGUAUGAAAAAGAAGAGACUGAAGGUGAUUGGAAAGUUAUGAGCGGGCAGAUACCUCCUCAGGAGGGGGUCUCUGUUCGAGUGAAAGUUGUUUUGCAGAAGAGGGCUGAAGCAGAGAAUUUCUUUGGCUUGGAGAAAGAGAAGCAGUUCAAUAGAAAACAGAGAAAGAUGAUGAACAGGGCGUUUGAAGCAGUGACGCCUGUGGUGAGCGAGGUGUUCUCACCGCCACGCGUCGUUGAGGAGGCGCAAAGACAAGGUCUGCAGCCGGGCACCUCAUUUGACAUCACAGAGGGCUGGGACCUUAGCAAGCCAGAGAUCAGGAAAAAGAUGUGGAGAAAGCUCAAAGAGGAAGAUCCUUUAUUGAUUAUUCUUUCGCCUCCUUGCGUUGGUUUCAGCAUUUUGCAGGAACUCAACCUGCCUCACAUGUCAUGGGAAGAUGCAGUGAUGUUGAUUUCCACAGGGUUGGAUCAUUUGGAGCUCGCGAUGCUGAUCGCGAAAUGGCAAGCCAAAAGAGGCAGGUACGUUUUGUUUGAGCAUCCAUGGCUAGCCAGAUCAUGGCAUGAGGAGUCAGUGAAAGAAGUAGAGCAAAUGGCAGGCAUGCACAGGGUUAGAUGCGAUCAGUGCAUGUAUGGUUUGCGAGUGGAUGAGUGGGGUCUCAACAUGAAACCCACUGGGAUCAUGGUCAAUUCAGAGAAGAUAGCGGCACGCAUGAACCGAACGUGCGACCAUCGUCAUUUCCAUGCGCCUACCAUGAAUGGCAGACCAAAGAAGGCGCAAGUAUACCCCAAGGAGUUUUGCAAGCAGAUUAUUUUGGGUUUGAAAGAACAAAUGGAGGUAGAUGGAAAGUUGAGGCUGAAGUCAGAAGUUUUUGUAGAAGAUGAAGAUGAGGAGAAUUCGGAUCAUGAGGAGGAUCCGAAUCCAGAAGCAGCCGCAGGAGAAGCAGAAGGAGACUACUCCAUUUCCGAGGAAGAGAAAAGACAGGUGCAAAAGAUGCACCGCAGCUUGGGGCAUCCGCAAAAGCCCGAGUUUGUGCGUUUUAUGAGAGCAGCCAGAGUGAAGGGAGAAGUCAUUCGAUGGGCGGCACAUGAGUUCAAGUGCCCAGCGUGUGAGGCACGGCCCAAGCCGAAGGCCACGAGACCAGCAGCAAUUCCUAGAACAUACCAGCCAAACAGAGUCUUGGGGGUGGACCUGAUUUUCCUUCCAGAGGUUGGAGGAAAAGAAACCUUCCCAGCAUUGUCCAUUUUGGAUUGGGGUUCCAACUAUCAGGUGGUAGAGAGAGUCGAGAACAAACACCCAGACACCGUGUGGAACACAAUGUGGUCAUGUUGGUUUAGGACGUUUGGCUGGCCUGACGUCAUUGUCUGUGACGCCGGAAAAGAGUUUUCAAGGAAGUUCAUGCAGCUGGCCACGUCAUGUGGCAUUGUGGUGCAGCCCAUUGCUGCAAAGGCACCAUGGCAGCAGGGAAGAACAGAGAGGCAUGGAGCAUUGUUCAAAGAGUUACUUGCCAAGGGUAGAGAAGAGACAGUCAUCUCCAGCCCAGAAGAAUUGAGGAGACUCAUGCAGGAGACAGAGAUGGCGAAGAAUCGGUUCAGCAACCGAUCAGGGUAUUCCCCAAUUCAGAGGCAGAUUGGGCAAUGGCCGAAGGUGCCGAGUGAACUCCUUUCAGAUGAUGUCAUAGACCCAGGGUUGAUGGAUGGCGCCGUGGUCGAUGACAUGGAGAGGAGUUUGGAGCUGCGAAGAAUCGCGCAAAAGGCGUUCAUAGAACACAACGCCAGAGAGUCCUUGAGGAGGAUAGAAAAAGGAAGGAGCAGAGUUCCCCAAGAGUUUCAGGCAGGGGACUAUGUUUACGUGUACAGAGUAGCGAGAGAGAAGAAGAGGAAGCAUGAGAUAGGGCCAAGGAGUCAGGAGCAUGUUCCAAACAAGGCAUCUUGGAUUGGUCCAGGAACUAUUGUUGCGGUGGAUGGAGCUAGCUUGUGGAUCUCCAUGUUUGGAGAAUUGUGGAGGACUGCACGCGAACAAUGUCGUACGGCGACAAACAUUGAGAAGCAAGGAAUUGAGGAAGUUAUGAGGAGCUGCAAGGAACUGGUGGAGGAAUACAAGAGGUCAUCCAACAGAAAAGGAUACAGAGACAUCAGAGAUGAGAGGUGGCCAUCAGACGAUGAGAUAGAAGACGGAUCGGAGGAGAGUCCAAGGAAGCGAGAGGUGAGAUUUCAAGAACCCCUCGAAGAAGGGGAGGCUCCCGUAUCAGAGGGAUACGCGCCAACCACUCCGAUAGACUCCCCUCGAGGUGGGGAGAUUGAGAACGGAGAGACAGAAGACUCGGAGAUGAGUCACAGAAGAUCAGAGAGAACAGAUGAGACGAUAGAGGAGCCAGAAAGAGAGGCCAGACGCAGAAGCUCACUGACAGAAUCAGAGAUUCGAGAAGCAUUGAGACCAGAAGAGGAAACGGCAGACAGGCCAGAGACAGAAGAAGGAGAUGAACGAUAUCAGAGGAUCGUCGAAGAGUCGAUCCACAGAAGUCGUCGCCUAGAGGGUCUUCCGGCAAUAGGACGACCUUUGAGAGUAAGGAGUCGCCCGUCUGCCGAUGGUCCAUACUUCCAAGAAACCUUCUUCAUAAGUCCAGAAGAAGAAGAAGACUGGCAAGAAGAGGAAGAAGACAGAGAAGACCACAUGAGAUGGCAGAAGCUGUGCAAGAUGAGCCAAGAAGAGCCCAAGAGAGACUACUGGGAGUUGGACUUGAAGGGUCAGAAGAUGAUCCGACAUCACGUCCAGAAGAGAAAGGCACUUUUCUCCCCAGAGGGAGUAAAGUCCACACCAGUCAAGUUGAAUCAGAUGCAGCAACAGAGAAUCACUAUAGUGGAUGGCCGCAAGAAUCAAGAGGAAAGACGUAUAGAAGAUCAAUGGGCACAAGGAGAUGCCAAGAGAAGCCGAGGAGUUUGGUGGACAGGCCGCACAGAAUUUUUCCUGUGCUCCAAGUCAGAAGGCAAGACAGAAGAAUCCAUAGAGACGUGGGCAGUAGAGAAGAAAGGCACAGAAGACGUUGAUCUGAGAACAGAAACGCCUGAAGCCCUUGAGGGCUGGAAAAUGGCUGAUGCAACAGAAUGGGAAAAGAUCAGCAAGAGUGGCGCUGUGAGAGUUCUCAGCGUAGAAGAAUCAAGAGAGGUCAAGAAGAAACUGGCUUCAGAAGGCAAGCUAGAUAGGAUCUUGCCUACUCGGAUGCUCAGACAGUACAAGCAUGCUGAACAGCCAAAUGAACCUCCUUCACAGAAAAGCAGGCUGUGUAUCAGAGGAGACAAGGACCCAGAUAUUUUUGAUCUGGAGCGAUUUUCACCAACGGUUUGCACCAUGAAUUUGAACGUGGUGCUUCAACUGGCAGUGAACGAAGGAAUGCAGAUCGGCAUUGGAGAUCUAAAGAACGCAUUCUGCCAGUCGCAACCGCUGAUGAGAAAGAAUGGAGCCUUGUACUUCAAACAACCACAAGAAGGAAUCACAGGGCUACACCCUGAGCAGAUUGUUUUGAUCAUUGCUGGAUGUUACGGCUUGGUGGAUGGACCACUGCAUUGGAGAAAGUCAUUGGUUCAGACGCUGAAAAUGCUGGGCUAUCAGGAGAGCAAGUUGGAUCCAUGUUUAUUCAAACUGUUUGAGAGUGGGAAGCUUUGUGGUUUGCUUGCGAUAGAGGUAGAUGAUAUUUUAGCAUGCGGAAAGGGUUUGCAUCUGAAAAAGAUUGAAGAGCUGAAGACCUUGUACAACUUCGGCAAGUGGGUUGACCUCCGCGAUUCCACUCAAGGUGCCUCUUUCAAUGGAAGAAGACUUCGAGUAGGGAGCAAAGGCGAAAUUCUCAUUGACAUGUGCAAGUUCAUCCAGGAGAGAUUGCAUGAAAUUCCAUUAGACAAAGGACGGAGAUCGUCCAAGAAGGAGCCGGUCACAGAAACAGAACGAACACAAGCCCGGGCCUUGUGUGGAUUGCUUAACUGGCUAUCCAAAGAGGGAAGGCCAGAUGCGGCAGGCCCAUCUAGCUUGAUGUCCUCGCGUUUGACCAGAAUGACAGUGGAAGAUUUGAUUCAGCUGAAUGAGGUGGUUCGUGGUUUGAAGGAGACUGCAGAAGUGACUCUGCAGGUGCAACCGCUGAAAGAGAUGCAAUUGGCGGUCAUCACAGACGCUUCAUUUGGAAAUGAUGGCUUUCAUUCUCAGGGAGGUCAAAUGAUAUUAGCUCAUGAGCCAGGCUUGAAGAAAGGUCAGAAGGUCAAGACGAAUUUGCUCUGGUGGCGUAGUGCGAAGCUGCAACGGGUUGUAAACUCUACUCUGGCGGCAGAAACACAGAGUUUGUCGAAGGGCAUAGGAGACCUUUUAUGGAUGAAAGUUUUGAUCCGUGAGCUGAGCGAGGAGAAGUUCAACAUAAAGGAAUGGCCUGCGCAACUUGCGAGUGAGAGGGUUUUAGCAUUAGCCAAAGACACCAGUUCCCAAGAGUUGCAAGAAUGUCUUGCGAUUGUAGAUGCGAAGAGUUUGUUCGAUCACCUGUCGAAAGAGUCGAUAGGGGGACAGGUCUGCUAUGUUCUGCUGGAGCAUCCACAGUUCAAGAUGGUGAACGCAGAGGACUUUGAGGGCCAUAGCGCCUUGCACCUCAGUGCAUUAAAGGGACACCUCAGAGCCUCGGAGGUCCUGCUGACGCAUCCAAAGUUCACGGUCGAGGCGGCCCGGCAGCGGGACGGCAUGACGGCGCUGCAUUUGGCGGCCAAGGGAGGACACCCUGAUCUGUGCAUGCUCCUCUUGCGCUUUCCCGUGUUCGCCCACCAGCUCCAGCAGCCCGACCACUUUGGGCGCACCGUGCUGGGCCUACAUGGUGAGGAGAGCGAAGUGGCGGACAAGGCGGCCUGGCCCUCAGCGGCGCAGCUGGCGCUGCGCACCCAGCAGCUGCGCGACAUCAUGAAGCUCUCGGCCCUGGAGACUCAGGCGCCACCGCAACCGCCACGGCCUAACCAGGAGCACCUGGCCAAGUUGGCCAAAGACUGCGCCCGAUUGGUGGCCUGGACUUCUAAGGCUCCGGACUUCACGGCGGAGCCCUCAGUCGUUUCCACUGAGCCACCCAUUGAGGAGGUCAGCAUCAUAGCCCAUGAUGAAGGCUCCCCACAGCGUGCCGCGCUGGCACGCCGGAAGCUGGCAGAAGAAGAGGUACAUCGUCUCGAAGCCUUGUGGUCGCUAAAGGCUCAGUUGGAGGCCACCAGACAGGGUGGUGCCUUGCCUGUCCGGCCAGCCUUGGACCCGGCAACUUUGAAAUCUGCAGCGGAGCCUUCAACAAGAGGGCACCCUGCUGAACUGCCGCGGUCCUCCCAAUCAGAGAAGCCAGAGAAGCAAGAGAAUGCAGAAGACGCUAAAGAGACCUUGGAACCGCCAACGGAGCCUUCAACAAGAGGGCACCCUGCUGAACUGCCGCGGUCCUCCCAAUCAGAGAAGCCAGAGAAGCAAGAGAAUGCAGAAGACGCUAAAGAGACCUUGGAACCGCCAACGGAGCCUUCAACAAGAGGGCACCCUGAACUGCCGCGUUCUUCACAUGUGAAGCGAGAAAUUGGGGACGCCAAGGCCAAAAGGGCCGCGCGGAGGCGGCCACAACAGGCGGCCUUUGUUCCAGCCCACUUCAAGGCUUUGCCCACGGAGUCCAAGCAGGAGCCUCAAGCGGAGCCGCAAGCGGAGUCGCAAGCGCCCAAGGAGCCAAAGGCUGCACCCAAGCGGAAAGCCAAGGCCGCCAAAGAUGUGAAGCCACCAAAGAGUACCAUCGCAGGGGUUGGCGCCAUGCAUUUCCGCGUCUGAAAAAGGGGCGUCGUGCCUUCCAAAC
Molecule: messenger RNA, 9199 nt
Organism: Cladocopium goreaui
Lineage: Eukaryota; Dinophyceae; Suessiales; Symbiodiniaceae
Source: the annotation of a GenBank genome assembly